Molecule: messenger RNA, 756 nt
Organism: Dermacentor andersoni
Lineage: Eukaryota; Metazoa; Arthropoda; Arachnida; Ixodida; Ixodidae
Source: RefSeq, a predicted model, not a curated record
AUGAAGCGAGACAAUAUUUUUAGGCCUGUUAGUGAAGGUGGGCUGGGCUUAGUACAUCUUUAUGUGCGGCAAAUAGUGUCUCGUUUCUUCUUUUUUCGGGAUACUUCCCAUCCUGUAAUUCGUUCAUACAUGCAAGUCACACUUGUUAAUGCGUUACCUGAUUUAGUUGUUUCUUCAAGUUUUUCUUCGCGCUUAUGCUUGUGGGGGUUCAUGCAAGAAGUUUACUUGGCGGUUCGUUUCCUGACAGUUCGGUUUUCCACUCAAUACUUGUAUUCUGUGUCGCGCAAAACGUUGUACAAAGACUUACUGUCCAUGCUAUUUCCACCUCCACUUUACCGAUCAAUAUACAUUAAAUUGCCAGGCUACGAUGUGCUAAAGCGAGUUCGCAAAAUGUAUUUAUCCCCUUGCUGCAAAACAUUCUUUUAUAAAGUUCAUAGUGAAACCAUACCGGUUAAAACAUGGCUACAAGAAAAGGGUAUCUUUGUCUCUUCUGUUAACUGUCGCCUUUGUGAUGUACCAGAGACAAUUGAACAUUGUUUUAUUAGCUGCACUGACGCCAUCCUAUUUUGGGAUGUCCUCCAACGGACUUUAAAGAAAGACAUUGAAAUUAACGCUCAUACUGUGCGAUACCUGCUGCCAACCUCUGAUAAUAGCGCACCUUUCGAUAUGUUUUUUGUCAUGGGAAUGCACAGUUUGUGGAAAACGCGAAUGAUGGACAGAAACGCCGAAACGGUUGUACCUACAAGGGCAAAUUUC